AUGGUUGGAGACCGGGUGGACGACGGCUCUGGCUCAUUGGGCACCGUCCGCUACGUUGGUCCCGUGGCGACAUCGAAAAAUGCAUCUACGCUGUACUACGGCAUCGAGUGGGACGAGUGGGGUCGCGGCAAGAACGACGGCAGCGUCGAGCUGCCAAGUGGAGAGCGCGUGGUGCAUUACUCGGGCCCUCCAGGCCGCAAAGUGUCCGGACACGGAAGUCCAGUGAGCUACAAAUGCUCGUUCGUGAAAGCUUCAAUUUUUGACAAGACAGCAGAACGAAGUUCGCUUCUGCAGCGACUGCAUGAGAGAUAUUCUAACAAAGAACAAUAUUCCAAGUCAGAGGAAGGAACUCCAGGUGACGUGGUGGUAGCCGGAGAGGUAGGCACGACGCUGGGCAGCGAGAAACCCAUUGAAUUCGUGGGAGCCAAGAAGCUCAGCACCCAGCAAACGCUGCAAACUAUCGAGAAAAUUUCAUUUUCCAGCUGUCAAAUUGUCGAGUUAGGAGGACAAGGACUGGGGGAAUUAGCCCCAAAUUUAACGGAACUGGACCUAUCCAGGAACCUUUUCAGCAAGUGGAGUGACAUAAUUGCUAUCAUCCGCGAACUUCCGCUACUGGAGACGCUGAUUCUAAGCGGGAAUAAGUUGACAAUUGAGGAAGAAAAUGACAGUAGCAAACUAGCAAUUUUUGAGAAUUUGAAGGUGCUGGUGCUAAGUUACACUCUGCUAUCAUGGAAAAAUGUGGGAGCGAUCAUCACACGCCACUUCCCCAAGCUGGAACAGCUGCAUGUAGUAGGCAACGAGUACGAAGACGACCAGCUGACAGAGUGGGAGCCAACUGGAGGCUGGUUGGAGACGCUGUCGGUGUUGGAUUUGAGUCUCAACCGCUUGAAAUCAUGGAGCAAAGUGCUGCAAGGUGCUGGGGAGUUCCCGAACUUGAGUCAGCUCUUCUUACACGGGAAUCGGAUCGUGACGCUCGUGGCUGACGUGAAGCCAACCUCGUUCCAGCAGCUUACGACGCUGUCGCUGAGUGAGAAUCUGGUCGAUUCGUGGACUUCUAUUGACGCUUUGAAUGCUUUUCCUCUGCUGGAUACUCUACGCUUCUCAAAGAACCCAUUGACGACGCAGAUGAGUCUGGGCGAAGCUCGAUUGCUGGUUGUUGCAAGAACCGACCACAUCGCAGUGUUUAACGCAAGUCCAGUCCGCGAGAAAGAGCGCAAGGAAGCAGAACAACUCUAUCUGAAGCGAAUCUUGCACGAACUGGCUGUGAUCGGCGAAGAUACGACCGAAUAUGGGCGUGUAUUAGCAGCUCAUCCACGCUUCACUCGCUUGCGAGAGCUGCAUCCAGAGAUCUCCAUUGAUCAAAAUGGCUACACUGCGGAUAGUGGGUCUACGGCUGGUCCAAGGAAGUUGGCGUCGAGUCUCAUUAAAGUCAGCAUCAUCCCAAUGUCAAUGCAAGCGACUGGUUUCGAACCUAUAGUCAAGAAAAUCCCUCAACAGAUGAAGGUAUCGCAGCUCAAAGUACUCAUCGAGACGAAAUUCGGCGUCCAAGUCCCUGCUCAAGUGCUUUCCUUCCGUACCGACUCCAGAAGUUUACCGAUGCUGCUAGACGAGGACAACGCAGAAGUGAGCUACUACGGAAUGCAGGAUGGCUCCGAGGUGCUGGUUAAUGACAACGAGUGA
Messenger RNA from Phytophthora infestans T30-4, 1680 nucleotides. Its product is annotated as tubulin-specific chaperone E, putative. The record is from RefSeq and is a predicted model, not a curated record. The coding region runs from base 1 to 1680 and encodes 559 amino acids. The transcript is spliced from 3 exons. NCBI's taxonomy places the organism in Eukaryota, Oomycota, Peronosporomycetes, Peronosporales, Peronosporaceae. Gene Ontology annotation, molecular function: alpha-tubulin binding. Gene Ontology annotation, biological process: protein folding.